GGAACAGUUUUUAUUUGAAAUUCGACGAAAUUGUUGUUGGUAGUUCAGGUAGUUUGCGUGGUACGGUCGGGACGUGUGAGUUGCGCAACAUAGAUUUGCGGAUUGGAAGUGUUUUGUGAGAUAGAAAAUUUGUAUUUUCCUCUCGAUACCGAGGGGCAAGUGAUGUGCCGAGCCUGAUAUAAUAACAGUUGCGAUUUGUGCGUGCACAAAGUUGAUUUAAGCGAAAGGAAGUUGUGGUUUGCUGUCAGCGUGACGUUUUUCCUGUGUUUUGCAGUCGACGAGAACAAGAAAGGACCCUAAUCUAAAAUGCUGACGCGGUCGUUGUUAUUAAAUAGCAGUUUACAGAAAGUAUGCGCUGCUUCAUUAGGGCGCACAAUAUCACCACAGACUCAAUCAGUUCCUACAACACCAAAUAAUCAGUCACCCAACCUUCGGCAAUAUCAUGAAGUUACCGGCGACAUUGUUUGCCCAUCGAUGAUACAAGGUAUCGAUCAUUUGCGAGAUCCUCGAUUGAAUAAGGGAUUGGCUUUCACUCUAGAAGAGCGACAAGUACUAGGCAUCCAUGGCCUUCAACCAGCACGCUUCAAGUCGCAAGAAGAACAACUUGAGUUAUGCAAAAUUUCAAUUAAUCGAUACCAAGAAGAUCUGAAUAAGUAUCUUUACUUAGUUGAUUUACAGGAUCGAAAUGAACGACUCUUCUUCAGACUUGUGGCAGAGAAUGUAGAACAGAUGAUGCCAAUUGUGUACACACCCACCGUUGGAUUAGCAUGCCAAAAAUUCGGUUUAAUUUAUCGACGGCCGCGUGGCCUUUUCGUUACAGUAAACGAUCGUGGACAUGUAUUCGACGUACUCAGGAAUUGGCCCGAACCUGACGUACGAGCUAUUGUCGUUACAGACGGUGAACGCAUCUUAGGUUUAGGUGAUUUAGGUGCCUGUGGUAUGGGUAUUCCUGUCGGAAAAUUGGCUUUAUACACAGCCCUGGCUGGAAUCAAGCCUCACCAAUGUUUACCAAUUUUAAUUGACGUCGGAACCAACAAUCAAGAUCUUCUGGAAGAUCCUUUGUACAUUGGUCUCAGACAGAAGCGAGUUGUUGGAGAGGAAUACGAUUCAUUUAUCGACGAGUUCAUGGAAGCAGUCGUAAAGCGAUACGGUCAAAAUACCCUGAUUCAAUUCGAGGAUUUCGGCAACCAUAACGCCUUCCGGUUUUUGGAUAAAUACCGUAAUCAUUACUGUACUUUCAAUGACGAUAUUCAGGGCACAGCAGCAGUUGCAGUAGCUGGUUUAUAUGUCUCACGACGUGUUACUGGCAAGAAUUUCCACGACAAUAAGAUUUUAUUCGUUGGAGCUGGAGAAGCAGCCAUUGGUAUUGCGGACUUAUGCGUACGAGCUAUGCAAGCAGAAGGUGUAUCCCUGGAGGAAGCUCGUUCGAAAAUUUGGAUGAUGGAUAUUGAUGGUCUUCUUACAACCGGCCGCAAAGAAGGAUCCUUGGAAGGACAUAAAGUUUACUAUGCUAAGGAGUAUCCAGCAAUGCGAAAUCUUCAAGAGGUCAUAGAAAGUUUGAAGCCUUCGGUGCUGAUUGGUGCUUCAGCCGCUGGCGGCAUUUUUACACCCGAGGUACUGCAAACGAUGGCAUCAUUUAAUGACCGCCCCGUAAUCUUCGCUCUAUCAAAUCCAACGAGUAAAGCUGAAUGCACGGCUGAACAAGCCUACAAAUAUACUGAAGGUCGAUGCAUUUUCUCAUCAGGAUCGCCCUUCCCGCCAGUGGAAGUGAAUGGAAAAAUUUACAAACCAGGUCAAGGCAAUAAUGCUUACAUUUUCCCAGGCGUCGCGUUAGGUGUGAUCGCAACAAUGACACAUCAUAUUCCUGAAGAUAUGUUCUUGAUCGCAGCCAGAGAAUUGGCUGACAGCGUUGAUGAAUCUGAUUUAGAACAAGGCUCACUGUACCCACCGUUGGAAAAAGUUCGUGAAGUUUCUCUUCAAAUUGCAAUUGGAAUUACACGAUUUGCAUACAAUAAAGGCCUCGCAUCUACAUAUCCCGAGCCAGUGGAUAAACGAAAAUGGCUAGAGGAUCAACUGUAUAACUUCAACUACGAAUCAUCGAUGCCGGUGACCUGGCCCUGGCCAAAAAUGCCCCACAUUAAGACACGAGAAUUGGUUCCAACUCAACUUUUGAAGGAUGCAAAGUAGAUUAUACUCUUUUCGUUAUCACCAACACAUCAGAACGUUGAUUUUCGUUUCGAAACCAAGUGAACACAAAACCUGUAAUGUAGAUUAACUAGUAGAAAAGAUUUCACGAAAAGUUGAGAGGAAAGAUUUAUGCGUGAUAUAUUUGUUGUCAGUUGAUAAUUCUUGCCGUACGCACCGUAACCACUAAACAACUACCAUAUUUUACAAAAAGUCAAAUAAGUUUUUGAUAGUGAUUUAGAUCGUUCUGUCCCAAUUUUCGCAAUAUUAUUCUAAAGUUCGUGUUUGAUCUUAAAUUCUACUGUGGAAAUUAAUUGUGACCAUAAGGGCGACGAAGUAUUUUUAAAAUUGUGACAUAUUGAUAUCAAAAUUCAGUAUUCUAUUCGUACCGUCCUCUAUUUUCCUCCUGAUUUCCUCAUAUAAUGAAAAGUAUAAGUAAUUGAGUAUACUUUUAAUAACUUAUGAAAUGUGUUUUCUGAAAACACAAUGUGCAUUACGUUUUAAGCUCUAAUUUAUUUCGAAAAUUAAUUUUAAGCGUGUUGUCCAUGCCUGCGUUGAUUUUAAAAAAAUCAUCUAGUUAACAUCUACAACACAAUUGUAUUAUGUUUAAUUUACUUUUAGGCGUAAAUUGAUUUUGAAGCCUUUUUUCUUUUUAGAAAUAAAACUCUUGUAAGCAGGGAAGCACAACAACAUGAUGAAGUGACUUUAUCCAGUAGCGAAAAUAUGCUGUCACGGACGUAAUAUGUAUGCAUGUUGAAUUUUUCAAUUCCCUCGUAGGAAUAAAAUACUGCCAAUUAUCAAAAGUUGUCUCGGAAGAAACGUUAUUUGAGUCUUUUCAACGGUAGAGUGAAAUGUUAUUCAUUGUGUUCUGAUGUUAAAUAUUUUUUAACCAUCAUCGUGUAUUUUGAGACGAAUAUACAUACUUUGAACCUGAAGUGACGAUCAUAUUUUCAAUAUUUUUGCGUUUUUUUCUUCUUUUUUUAAAAAGAAAUAUUUAGUUUUUGGAAAAUCUUGACUUAUUGAUUGGUGAUCGUCAAUUUCAUAAAUGUUCGGCACUCAGAACAUGGAAAAUAGCAUAGGCAAAUUAAUGAUAGAUUACAGCGUAAAAUUAUGAGAAGAAAAUGUUUACAAAAUAAACUCAUUGUAUGUCUUAGCUAAAGGAAAUUGUAAUAUUCAAAAUUCGAAAUUUUAACAGAAAUACAUUGUUUCGAAAUGUUUCAA
Hermetia illucens (black soldier fly) is the source of this 3405-nucleotide messenger RNA. RefSeq names its product NADP-dependent malic enzyme (gene Men-b). Gene Ontology annotation, molecular function: malate dehydrogenase (decarboxylating) (NAD+) activity; NAD binding; malate dehydrogenase (decarboxylating) (NADP+) activity. NCBI's taxonomy places the organism in Eukaryota, Metazoa, Arthropoda, Insecta, Diptera, Stratiomyidae. Bases 307 to 2187 code for a protein of 626 amino acids. The transcript has 9 exons. Gene Ontology annotation, cellular component: mitochondrion. The record is from RefSeq and is a predicted model, not a curated record. Gene Ontology annotation, biological process: pyruvate metabolic process; malate metabolic process.